Molecule: messenger RNA, 912 nt
Organism: Puccinia graminis f. sp. tritici CRL 75-36-700-3
Lineage: Eukaryota; Fungi; Basidiomycota; Pucciniomycetes; Pucciniales; Pucciniaceae
Exons: 2
Coding region: 1-912 (303 amino acids)
Source: RefSeq, a predicted model, not a curated record
AUGCAAUCAAUCGGCUUGUUCCCUCCCCUGCUCCGCUUUGUGAAUCUCCAACUGACGGCCUUGAACGAGUUGCGUCUCUUACCGCUUGCCGGAUCCUACGCCUCGAUUGCCGAUGUCCAAUUCGAAGCUCUCAGCGCGGCUACCGACGAGCUCCGGAACCUGCUCCUCGUCCUUCCCGAGUCUCCGACCGUCCAUCCACCAGCAGAGGAACACAAACCACCACCAGAGGACGAUGAGGAGACCGAAGACCAAGAGAAAAGAUCGGCCUAUAGACUCAGAUCGGUCACCUAUCGGAUCCUCUUACUCUGGACUCGUAACCUACUCCCGACACUCGAACGUGCCCUCAGAGUCGGCAUCUAUCAUCAGUUAGGCAUCAACUCCCCUCAACCUCGCUUCCUCGAUUUAUUCGACCGAGCCGAACGUUUGCUCACCGAGAUCUUCCCCACUCACAAUCAACAACAACAACAACAGAAGAACCUCAAGGACGAUCUGAAGGCUCCUCUGGAAAAAACCCAAUCUGAGACUGAUUCUCCAUCUUCACCCAAACCAAAUCAUGAUGAGAAACCUGCUCACAGAGUCGAUCACGGUGAUGAGCACCCAUCACCCACCGAGGAGGAUAGACCUAUCCCAAAACAAAUCACCUCCACGCUUCAACACCCUGAUCACCAGGACAGUCCGGUUAAGGCUAGCCCCGAACAAGACAAGCCCUCAUCCGACAAUCAGCCCCCAUCCGAAAAACAGUCUUCAUCCGAAAAACAGUCUUCAUUCGAAAAUCAGCCUUCAUCCGAAAACAAGCCCUCAUCCGAAGACAAGCCCUCAUCCGAAGACAAGCCCUCAUCCGAAAAAAAUCUGGAUGAUCCUCAGACCACUUUGGAUAAGCCUGAUUCUGAUCACAGUUCUUCCAAGCCCUAG